AGAAAGCUCCUGCUAGCUUCGUUUUCAAACUUAUCCAUGGUUUCUCCUUUUUUUAUCCAUUUUGGGCUGGUGUCUGGUGAGUUGACUGCCAGCUGCCGUCUGUUGACUUUUCUUCGAUCAUGCUCGUUGCUCGGUAGUUUCUGAAGCCUUUCUGGAUUCUGGGUUCUCUUAAAACCUCUCAAGCUGUUUUCUGGGGAGGUACUGAGGAGAAGAGUUUCCUGAAUUUGCCUGGGAAGAUAAAAAGAGGGGAAAUUGGUGUUCUAGUUUUUUCUGUUCUUGGGGGGCCUAUGAAGUGUUUCUAUUUUAUUAGUGGAGAGAGGAAAGAUGAACCGAGGACUACAAAGUCCAUAUCAGUUCGGUCUUCUACUUCCACUGAUCGUGAGGCGAGGAGAUCUGGGUCCGAGUUCAAUUCAGAGAACAUCUCAGAAAUGAGCAGUGAAUCAAUGGGGAGGCCCACGUUCCCAAGUUUGUCUCAGAGGUCAAACAAUCUCAAGGUGUUUACAUUCUCAGAGCUAAAGACAGCCACAAAGAAUUUCAGCCUCUCCCUUAUGGUUGGGGAGGGUGGGUUUGGAUGUGUCUAUAGGGGUGUGAUCAAGAACUCUGAAGAGCCAAAUGUCAGACUUGACGUUGCUGUCAAACAGCUGAGCAGGAGAGGAUUGCAGGGGCACAAGCAAUGGGUGACGGAAGUAAAUGUCCUUGGAGUGGUUGAACAUCCAAACCUUGUCAAGCUAAUAGGCUAUUGUGCUGAGGAUGAUGAAAGGGGGAUCCAGAGGCUUCUAGUCUAUGAAUAUAUGCCAAAUAGAAGUGUUGAAGACCAUUUAUCAUCUCACUCAACAGCACCUCUUCCAUGGGCCGUGAGACUGAGAAUAGCACAGGAUGCUGCUCGUGGCUUGGCAUAUCUCCAUGAAGAAAUGGAUUUUCAGAUCAUCUUCAGGGAUUUUAAAUCCUCAAAUAUUCUCUUGGAUGAACAAUGGAAUGCAAAGCUUUCAGACUUUGGUUUGGCCAGGCAGGGUCCUUCAGAAGGAUUAACUCACAUCUCAACAGCGGUAGUGGGAACCAUUGGAUAUGCGGCUCCUGAAUACAUCCAAACUGGCCGCCUGACAGCCAAGAGUGAUGUCUGGAGCUAUGGGGUCUUCCUGUAUGAGCUCAUAACAGGUAGGAAACCACUUGACAGAAACCGUCCCAAGAGUGAACAGAAACUCUUGGAAUGGGUGAGGCCACACCUGUCAGACAUGAAGAAAUUUAAACUGAUUUUGGACCCAAGACUUGAAGGAAAUUAUUCUCUGAAGUCUGCCCAGAGGCUUGCAGCUGUAGCUAAUCGGUGCUUGGUGCGGCAGCCAAAGGCACGUCCCAAGAUGAGUGAGGUGUUGGAGAUUGUGAAAAAACUUGUGGAGUCAACAGAGAUGGGUCCAGAAUCGUCCAUGAAGAUGUUGGCUCCUGGAGAUACUUCUGAAGAACAGAAAAUGGAAGGGUCCAACUUGAAGAGAAGGGUUGUGGACUCAAGAGUAGGAGAACGUGGAUGGUCAGCUUGGCAGAUGUGGACACCUAAGCUCAUAAGAACAUGCUGAAAGAAGAGGGGUGUGCUAGUUUUUCUUGGUAUGUAGGUGAAGAGGCUAAUGUGAGUGUAAGAAGGCUUAUUUGGUUCUCUGCCACAAAUGUUGGCAAUGGAUGUUACUCACACUGCAACAAUCUACAUAUUGUGCAAGGAAGCAUGCAGAGAAUGGCUAAUGUUAGUUCAAGUAACAGAUGUAAAACAAACAGGUGCCUCAAUUGGGCACAUGCCACUGGUUUUUGGGUCUUCCUGUAUGGCUACUGCUCACAGUAUUUUAUUUAUGUACAUAUGGCUGAUGAGGAUGUCAUUUGAACUAUAGGAAAGUAACCAGUUGUAAUUAACUAGUAAGCUUGAUAACAUACUUCCAAAUACCUUUUGCAUGAUCUACAGGAAGUCUCCAUGAGCAUUUUAGACCUGGAUGGCAGGCGUCUAGUAGGAAAUGUAGUCACAGAAGGUUUCUUUUGACUGUCUAAAAUGAAGUAUUAAUUGCAUGAC
Nelumbo nucifera (sacred lotus) is the source of this 2047-nucleotide messenger RNA. Its product is annotated as serine/threonine-protein kinase PCRK1-like. Gene Ontology annotation, biological process: protein phosphorylation. The record is from RefSeq and is a predicted model, not a curated record. Gene Ontology annotation, molecular function: protein kinase activity; ATP binding. Lineage: Eukaryota; Viridiplantae; Streptophyta; Magnoliopsida; Proteales; Nelumbonaceae.